Messenger RNA from Rhododendron vialii, 3189 nucleotides. RefSeq names its product disease resistance protein At4g27190-like. The transcript is spliced from 4 exons. The record is from RefSeq and is a predicted model, not a curated record. Gene Ontology annotation, molecular function: ADP binding. Bases 1 to 3174 code for a protein of 1057 amino acids. Lineage: Eukaryota; Viridiplantae; Streptophyta; Magnoliopsida; Ericales; Ericaceae.
AUGUUGGAAGAGAGAAGGGGCGAUGUACAACUAUUGGUUAACCAGGCAAAACGAAAGGGAGAACUUAUUAGACGUGAAGUUGAGGGGUGGCUGGCAAGAGUAGAUGAAGCCAACAGAGAGGCCAACAAUAUUCUCAUACAAGGUCAAGCAAACGAAGGGUGUUUGAAUGGGAGGUGUCAAAACCCGAAGUCAUGCCACUCAAUUAGUAGGAAAGCAAAAAAGAUGGUGGAAAAGGUGGCUGAGCUGCACGAAGGUGGUGACUUUACCCGAGUAAUUCUCGUCAUAUUGGAUGAUGUUUGGAAGAGAGUUGAACUGAAUGAUAUUGGAAUUCCAUUCGGAGAUGACCAUAAAGGUUGCAAAAUUUUGGUGACUUCCCGAAAUGAAGAGGUUUGCAACGAUAUGGGAGCUCAAAAAAAAAUUCCAGUUCAAAUCUUGCAAAAAGAAGAAGCAUGGAAUUUUUUCAAAGAGAUGGCCGGAAUUCCAGAAGACGACACUAAUUACCAGUCCAUCAAAAGAGAAGUUGCAAAUGAAUGCGGAGGCCUACCGAUUGCUAUUCUUACAGUUGGAAGGGCACUCAAUGGAAAAGGUGAGUCUUCCUGGCGUUCUGCUUUUGCACAACUUCGCAAGUCCAUCGGCGAAAACAUAAGGGGAGUAGAGGAAAAUGUGUUUAGACUUCUUGAGUGGAGUUACAAUAACUUGGAAAGUGAGGAAGCCAGGAGAUGCUUUUUGCUUUGUUCCUUAUUUCAAGAAGAUUAUGACAUUAAGGUAGAAGAUAUUGUUAGGUAUGGGAUUGGACUAAAGUUGUUUAAGCGAAUUGAUAGCGUGGGAGAAGCAAGAGACAGAGUAUGUGCCCAUGUAGAUCACUUGAAGAAAUGUUUUUUAUUGAUGGAUGGCAGAGAUGAUCGAUGUGUUAAAAUGCAUGACGUGGUACGUGAUGUCGCAAUAUCGAUCGCAUCUAGAGAGGAACAUUCGUAUUUGGUUAGGUGUGAUGGAGCACUGAAAGAAUGGCCAGAGGAAGAACGACGUGGGAACUAUGGUGUAAUUUCAAUGAGAUGCACCGGUAUGGGGUGGGGGCUACCCGAUAAUUUAGAGUUUCCAAGGCUCCAACUUUUGCGGCUGGAGUGCGACGACUAUUAUCGUCAACCUCGCAUAGAAUCCCCCGAGAGCUUGUACCAAGGGAUGAAGGAACUCAAAGUGGUAGCUAUUUCGAGGAUGGAGAUCCCAUCACUGCUGCCAUCACUCCGAUGCUUAGCCAACCUUCAAACCCUGUCACUGUCUCGUUGCAAUUUGUCGCAUACAGAUUUGUCAGUAAUCGGAGGGCUUAUGAAUCUGGAAAUUUUGAGCUUUACUGGAUCUAAUAUCAAAGAGUUGCCGAGAGAAAUAGGUAAUCUUACUCGCUUGAAGCUACUAGAUUUAUUGCAUUGCGCAGCAGCGACAAGGAUUCCUCACGCAGACACAAGGAUUCCUCAUGGCGUUUUGACAAGUUUAUCGAAGCUGGAAGAGUUGUAUAUUGGGAAGAGCUUUACGGGGUGGGAUGUUGUUGAAGAGGGAAAAGAUAUAAUAUUAACUAAUGCAUCCAUAGCCGAAUUAGCAUCGUUGCCUAAUUUGGUGGCUUUGGAUAUUGAUGUACCAAAAAUUGAGUGUUGGGUCUGGCCCAGAGAUGUGGACGUCCUUGGGAAGAUAAGGGCAUUCGGUAUUUCGUUGGGGCAAUCAAAUAUAAAAAGUACUGCCAUUGAUGGUCAAUGUUUGCUUCCAUCAACUAAUCAAUUGGUACUCAAAGCACUUGACGUCAGUCGUGGUGUUAUGGAGAUACGUGGGCUUAAGAUGCUUUUGAAGAUCACGACAAAUCUACAGUUAGAUUCAACUAUUGGGGUCGGGCACGGUAUCUGUGAUUUGAACGAACUUGGUUUUAAACACUUGUCAAAGCUGAGAGUGGUUAAUUGUUUAGAUUUAGAGUGCCUCAUCAACACAAGCGAUGAUCAGCUGGAAAAGGAGGCCUUCUGUGCGCUGGAAACUCUGGACCUAGAAGACUUGCCUCAACUGAAGCAUUUGUGGAAGGGUCCCACUCAACUUGCAUGCCUCCGCAAUCUUACGUGUGUAGAGGUGCAUGAAUGUCCAAAAUUGGGAUAUUAUGUGUUCUCACUUGCCAUAGCCAGAAAUCUCGUGCAAUUGCAUGAGCUUCAGGUAACGAGAUGCAGUGAAUUGGAAGUGAUUGUUUCUGAUGGAGGAGGAGAGCAUGAGAUAGAAGCAGUAGGAGAAGAUGAUGAUAUUGUGUUUCCGAAACAGGAGUCAUUGCGUCUUUGUUUUCUGCCAAAUUUUACUGGUUUUUGCAAAGGCAUGAAUGCAAUUAGGAUGCCACAAUUGAAACUGUUGAGACUCCAAUACAUUUCAAAGCUCAAUUAUCUAUGCCCUGCUUCAAGGAGUAAUAAUGAUACCACCAUUCAACCACUAUUCAACAACAAGGAUGCAUUGAGUAGCAUAGAGGAAUUGCAUUUGAUUAAAGUGGAAGACCUUAGAGAAAUAUGGCCUGGGGAUCUUCAAGAAAAACUAAGGGAGAUUUGGGUUUGUGGAUGUGACAAGUUGUCGAAUAUUCUUUUUCCAUCUAAUUUGAUCGAAUGCAUGGAAAAGCUAGAACUUACUGUAGAGUCCUGCAAGUCAGUGGAAGUAGCAUUUGACUUGGGCGAACUAAAUAUUGGUGGAGAAGGCGAUGGGAAUAUAGACAUAGCAAUAUUCCCUUGCUUAGCUUCUUCGACACUUAUUGGGCUACCAAAGUUGAGGCAUGUUUGGGCGAAUUAUCCACCAACAAUAUCUCAAGGCUUUCAGAAUUUGACAUCCCUAUAUGUGUCUUCUUGCGGCAGUUUGAGAAUUUUGGUCUCACCUUUCGUAGCCAGACUUCUUGUGAACUUAAAACAACUACAUAUAAAUAGAUGUGAUACGAUGGAAGCAAUCAUUGACUGGGAGGAAGAAGAAGUAGAUGACGGGAUCAGAACAAAUAUAAUCAUCUUUCCUCAACUAACUUCCCUCCAGCUCUUCAAUCUGCAACUCUUGACGAGUUUCUGCCCCCAGCGUUGCACUUUCCAAGGAUCGUGUUUGAAAGAAGUGCGAAUACAAGAUUGUCUUGCAUUGGAGUCACUCCCUUCGGCAGUCCAAUGCGUAAUUGACGAGCAAGGGUAAUUUAUGAUUUUGUGC